Hermetia illucens (black soldier fly) is the source of this 1225-nucleotide messenger RNA. Its product is annotated as 26S proteasome non-ATPase regulatory subunit 14-like. The transcript has a single exon. The record is from RefSeq and is a predicted model, not a curated record. Gene Ontology annotation, biological process: protein deubiquitination; proteasome-mediated ubiquitin-dependent protein catabolic process. The coding region runs from base 133 to 1005 and encodes 290 amino acids. Lineage: Eukaryota; Metazoa; Arthropoda; Insecta; Diptera; Stratiomyidae. Gene Ontology annotation, molecular function: metallopeptidase activity; protein binding; proteasome binding. Gene Ontology annotation, cellular component: proteasome regulatory particle, lid subcomplex.
AUUCAUUCAUUCGUUCAGUGAAAAUUCAGAGGAAAUUGAACAGUUACUGUUGCUUUCAACUCCCGAGAACGCUUCGUCCACCUGUCGUACGUCAACUAGGACCGCUUCGGCACAAACGUUCAGAUAUUACCCAUGGAUCGCUUACUGAGAUUAGGAGGCGCAAUGCCGCAGGCCCCACCGCCAACAGAUGCCCCAGUUGUGGACACUGCCAAGCAAGUAUACAUUUCCUCCUUGGCGCUACUGAAAAUGCUAAAGCAUGGCCUUGCCGGAUUGCCGAUGGAAGUCAUGGGUCUCAUGUUGGGCGAGUUCGUUGACGAUUACACUGUUCAGGUUAUCGACGUGUUCGCUAUGCCUCAGACUGGAACCAGCGUUUCCGUCGAAGCCGUAGAUCCUGUCUUCCAAGCAAAAAUGUUGGACAUGCUGAAACAGACGGGGUUGUCAGGCGUCGAUAUAAACACACAACAGUCGUUCGAGGAAUUGAGUGAGAGAGCCGUGGCCGUUGUGGUGGAUCCUAUCCAAUCAGUUAAGGGCAAGGUCGUCAUCGACGCCUUCCGACUGAUCAACCCUAACAUGCUAGUAUUGGGACAAGAGCCUCGACAGACUACGUCGAAUCUGGGCAACUUGCAGAAACCCUCCGUGCAGGCCCUGAUCCACGGGCUGAAUCGCCACUACUAUUCGAUUAGCAUAAAUUACCGUAAGAAUGAAUUAGAACAGAAAAUGCUUUUGAAUCUGCAUAAGAAGUCGUGGAUGGAUGGCUUAAGGCUGGCCGAUUACAAUGAACAUUGUACGAUCAACGAGAAUACAGUCGCCGAAAUGCUGGAAUUGGCGAAAAAUUACAAUAAGGCCCUCGAAGACGAAGAGAAAAUGACGCCCGAACAGCUAGCGAUCAAGAAUGUUGGCAAACAGGAUCCGAAGCGGCAUUUGGAGGAAAAAGUCGACAAAGUCAUGCAAAACAAUAUCGUCCAGUGUCUGGGGGCGAUGCUGGAUUCGGUUGUUUUCAAAUAAUUCAUUUGCGUGGAUGUGCGUUUCAUGACUGCGGAUUUAUUCUAUAAUUUUUUUUCCACCCAUUUCGCAUUUUGUUGCUGUUCAGAUUUCAUCUUGGACCAGACAAGUUUGAUUCGAUGUGCGUCUUAUUUAACGAAUAAUUCAAUUGAUAAUUUUGAUCGAGUACUUUGUAUAAAGGAAUUAAAAAUAUUGAAAAUAUAAAUUUACAAGAAAAAAAAAA